AUGGCUAUUAACCAAUCUUUAAACACUAUUAUUCCAGUCAUUGAUAUUUCUGGUUAUCUGGCUGGUGAUUUGCCUCGAACGGCCGAAAUUGCAAACGAAUUGAACGCCGCGUGUUGCGCCCCUGGAUUUUUCCAGAUCGUUGGCCACGAUAUCCCUCCCGAGUUGCGAACUCGUCUCUUCGACAAGGUUACCCAAUUUUACGAUCUUCCUAUAACCAAGAAGUCGGCAUUGAGUCGUAGUCUUUCGGUUAAUGGCGCACGGGGUUACGAGGCCGUUGGGGCUGUGACAUUAGAGGGUGACUUCGUAGAUCAAAAAGAGGGAUUCAUGAUAGGCCCUGAAAAUCCGCCCGGAAGGUUCCUCCAAGGUCCGAACUUAUGGCCAGAAGAAAGGGAUUGUCCAGGAUUUCGCUCCACGAUGGAGGAGUAUUUCGCCUCUGUGCGAAGCCUCAGCGUAAAGAUGUUUCGACUACUAGCAUUAAGCCUUCAUCUCGACGAAUACUGCUUUGAUGCUUUUGUAAAUAGUCGAGAUUCGAUCUCGAUGUGCCGCGCACACAGAUAUCCUCGAGGUACGAUUGAAUCGGCAAAACACUUUCGAGGAACCGGUGCCCAUACGGACUUCGGUGCCAUGACAUUACUACUACAGGACGAUAUUGGUGGCUUGGAAGUCUUCCACCGGCCCAGCAGCACAUGGCACCCCGUACCGUACGUCCAAGACGCGUAUAUUGUCAACAUCGGCGAUAUGAUGGAACAAUGGACGAAUGGCCGAUACAUGUCUACUUUGCACCGCGUGAUUACACCGAUUUCGAACAAGGACAGAUAUAGUGUAGUGUUAUUCAAUGAAGGCUUGUUAGAUCAAGUGAUCGAAUGCAUUCCAACAUGUAUCGAACCCGGCGAGACUCCUCUAUAUGGCCCUACAACGGUAGAAGCACACUUGCGAAACCGAUACGGGCAUACCUAUGAGGAAGCCGAAAGAAACUAG
This is a messenger RNA of Daldinia loculata, 978 nucleotides long. RefSeq names its product putative gibberellin 20 oxidase. Gene Ontology annotation, molecular function: dioxygenase activity. The transcript is spliced from 3 exons. The coding region runs from base 1 to 978 and encodes 325 amino acids. The record is from RefSeq and is a predicted model, not a curated record. NCBI's taxonomy places the organism in Eukaryota, Fungi, Ascomycota, Sordariomycetes, Xylariales, Hypoxylaceae.